This is a messenger RNA of Corticium candelabrum, 1536 nucleotides long. RefSeq names its product arsenite methyltransferase-like. The coding region runs from base 55 to 1281 and encodes 408 amino acids. The record is from RefSeq and is a predicted model, not a curated record. The transcript is spliced from 8 exons. NCBI's taxonomy places the organism in Eukaryota, Metazoa, Porifera, Homoscleromorpha, Homosclerophorida, Plakinidae. Gene Ontology annotation, molecular function: methyltransferase activity.
GUACCUUUUGUCCGACGCAGUUGUUUCGUUGGCGUUUGUAUUGCUCUGUUUACAAUGCAACAGUGCUGUGUUGGGCAGUCUCAAAGUUCUGACCAACUUAAAGGCGAAAUUCCAAGAUCUUGCUGCGGAGGAGGCGGCGGCGGCGGCUAUCCUGCUGUUGCUCGCGGCCAAAGCGACGAUGCUGUGCGAGAUACUGUGCGAGAGUUCUACGGACAACUUGUUGCUGGUGAAGACUCGCGGCCGAUACCUCAGUGUCCAACUACAGACAAGUCGUGGCCUAAACACAUCAGAGACGCUGCAGCACAGUGUCAUGAUGAAGUAGUGAGCAAGUACUUUGGCUGUGGUCUUGCCAUUCCGGACUGUCUUGAUGGAAUGCAGGUGCUAGAUCUGGGCAGUGGUUCAGGCCGGGACUGUUUCGUCAUCAGCAAACUAGUGGGAGAAAAUGGUCAUGUUAUCGGAAUCGAUAUGACAGAUGAACAAUUGUCCCUGGCCAACAAGUACAUUGACUAUCAUACUAAGAAGUUUGGGUUGUCAAAGCCCAAUGUGGAGUUCAGAAAGGGAUACAUUGAGAAGCUUGGCGAGGCAGAUUUGAAGGACAACACUUUUGAUGUCAUUGUUUCAAACUGUGUAGUCAAUUUGUCUCCUGAUAAGAAGGCUGUCUUGCAAGAGGCUCAUCGUGUUUUGAAGCCUGGUGGAGAGCUAUACUUUGCUGACAUUUACACAAACCAGACUCUGUCCGAAAAGGCACGCCAGAGUGAUUUGCUGUGGGGAGAAUGCAUCUCUGGUGCACUUGUGUGGAAAGAUGUCAUCAAAUAUGCUCAAGAAGUUGGCUUUGAAAUACCUCGUCUUGUUACUAGUUACACAUAUGCUGUGCCAUUUGAAUGCGUCCAAAACAUACUAGAAGGAGCAGAGUUUUGUUCUGCCACCUACAGGUUAGUGAAGAAGCGAGAUGGUACUAGUAGUCCAGGGCCUGUUAAAGCUACUUACAAAGGUUCGUUGGCUGAAUGUGGGCAAACUUUUCAGUUUGAUGUAUUUUAUACGUUCAAGGCUGGAAUUCCAGUUGAAGUACCCAAUGAUGUGGCUAGCAUCUUGAAAGCAACACGCUACGGAGCUCACUUUGACUUCGAAGAUAUGCCUGGAGUUACUACAAACAAAGACGAGGACUAUGCCAGGUCUCUGGAUCAGGCUGAUCCUUUUGCAUAUGCUGCCAAAUCAGCGUCAUCCAUAAACAUAUUUACAGAAGAGCACAAGAAAAUUUUUGAGGCUGCUACUGCCAAGUAGUUGGUUGCUGCAUUUCUAGAAAGUCAUAUAUUCUUUGGGUGACUGUGCAGUAAUAACUCUCCACUUUUCACUUUAGAAGAUGUUAGGAAUAUAUUGCAAGUUUACUAUUCUUACAAUUAUUUCAAGAACAUUGGUAUGACAUGUUGUAGGCAUAAACAGACUUUCAUUACAACCAUAUAGAUGCAGCUAUGUUUUGAGUGCAACUAAAAUUGCCACAAACCAUCCUGUCUACUCAAUUAGGAUCAGGGGUUAAAU